AUGACACUCGCCGACCGGUCCUUCGAUCAGGCUUACCACUCGAACCAUUCCGCCAACAGAAACAAUGACAAUGCGGCACUGCAUAGAUUGGGGAAGCGGCCUCAACUCAAGCGCAACUUUGGGUAUAUGUCCAUGGUCGGGUUCUCCACCACUCUGAUGGCGACGUGGGAACCGCUCGGUGCGUUGAUACAAGCCGGCCUUGUCAACGGAGGACCUGUCUCGCUCGUGUAUGGCUUCAUCCUAUGCUUCCUCGGCACUUUGGCAACGGCUGCAUCUUUGGGAGAGCUUGCCAGCAUGGCGCCCACGAGCGGUGGACAAUAUCACUGGGUAUACCUGCUUGCGCCUCCAAGCGCCAACAUCUGGCUCAGCUACCUCACAGGCUGGGUGUCAGUACUGGCUUGGGUGGCAGCAACGGCGACGCCUGCCUUUCUGGGAGCGACACUGCUGCAGGGCCUGUUUGUGCUCAACGACCCGGAUGGAUAUGUGUACCUCCGCUGGCACGGCACACUCCUCUUCUUUGCGAUCUUACUGCUGUCGGUUGCCGUCAAUAUUUGGUUGAUCAAAUUCCUGCCGUACUUGGAGACCAUUAUUCUGGUACUCCACGUCGGCAUGUUCUUCGCCAUCAUUGUGCCUCUCGUCUACCUGGCACCGCAGCAUUCGGCCGAGUUUGUCUUUACGGAUUUCGAAAGUUUGUUCGGAUGGGAUAAUCGAGGCGUGGCCUGGUGUAUAGGCCUGCUCACCUGUGCCUUCCCUUUCACUGGAUACGAUGGCGCAGCACACAUGAGCGAGGAGAUCGAGGAGGCCGAGAUUGUCGUGCCGCAAGCACUCAUCACCAGCGUCGCCCUCAACGGUCUCCUUGGCUUUGCCUUCCUGAUUGCGCUGCUCUUUAGCUGUGGAAACCUGGAAACGACCCUUCAGACCCCGACCGGCUAUGCGUUGAUCCAGAUCUUCUAUGCUGCGACCAACUCGACCAAAGCCACGAAUGCAAUGACUUGCGGCAUCGUAGCUUCCGCGGUCGCAGCAGUUCUUGCCCUCCUUGCAUCAGCCAGCCGGACCACCUGGGCGUUUGCUCGUGACCACGGGCUUCCGUUCAGCGGCUGGCUCGCAAAGGUCAACUCAACACGAGCUGUUCCGAUCAAUGCCAUCGCUACAACGACGCUGUGCUGCAUGCUCCUUGGCUUGAUCAACAUCGGCAGCACUGCGGCUUUCUAUGCCAUCGUUGGUGUAACGACGGUUGCGCUGUAUUUCACCUACAUCAUGCCUGUCGUCAUGAUCACGAUCAAAAAAGUACGCGGCGAGCAUAUUGCUUAUGGGCCCUGGAGGCUAGGCAAAUGGGGACUGCCCAUCAAUCUGUUCUCCAUUGUCUACUCGAUCUUCAUCUCGAUCUUCCUGUUCUUUCCAACAGCACUGCCUGUAACGGCGUUGAACUUCAACUGGACAGUGGUAGUCUUCUUCGGCGUCAUUCUCAUCUCCAUGGGCUACUGGGUCGUGUUCGGGCGUCGGCAAUUCCAUGGGCCGGUGAAAGAAAUGGUUGAUUGA
Molecule: messenger RNA, 1539 nt
Organism: Cyphellophora europaea CBS 101466
Lineage: Eukaryota; Fungi; Ascomycota; Eurotiomycetes; Chaetothyriales; Cyphellophoraceae
Exons: 5
Coding region: 1-1539 (512 amino acids)
Biological process (GO): transmembrane transport
Cellular component (GO): membrane
Molecular function (GO): transmembrane transporter activity
Source: RefSeq, a predicted model, not a curated record